AUGAUGCAACAUUGCAAACAAGUUUUAAGAAAAAUAAAUUCAAGGAGUAAGAUAAAUUUUGGAAAUAGGCAAAGAUUUAUAAACACUAGCAAUGUUAAUUUAAAAAUCGUUAAAUGUAAAUUGUUUGAUAUUGGAGAAGGAAUAUCCGAAGUUGAAAUAACACAAUGGAAUAAACAAAUAGGAGAUGAAGUUUCUGAAAUGGAAAGUUUAUUAACUGUCCAAAGUGAUAAAGCUGCUGUAGAUAUAACCAGCAAAUAUAAUGGAAUUCUUGUUAAAAAAUAUGCUAAUGAUAAAGAUAUUAUAAAAAUUGGUUCUUACUUUUGUGAGAUAGAUACACAGGAUGAAGUGGGCGAAGAAGAGGGUGAGGCAGAAACGGGCGAAGCACAAACGGGCGAAGCACAAACGGGCGAAGCACAAAAUGGGGAAGAAAAAGGCGAAGAAAAAGGCGAAGAAAAAAGCGGAGGGUUUUGUUUUGAAAAAAAGGAAAAAGGAAUAAAUGUUAAGGCAUCUCCAGGUACGAAAAAAAAAGCACAAGAAUAUAAAUUAGAUAUUAAUAUGAUUGCAAAACAUUUUAAUAAAAAUAAUAUAACAGUUGAAGAUGUUGAAUUGUAUUAUAAAGAAAAUCAAAAUGAUGAAAUAAACAAAAAUGUAAAUGAAAAAAUGGAUAUUUUAGAACAGGUACAAAUAAAAGGAAUUAAACUUGGGAUGUGUAAAAGUAUGAAUGAAUCUUUAAGUAUUCCUUUAUUUCAUUUAAAUGAAAUAUAUAAUGUUGAAAAGAUUAUUAAAAUAAGAAAAGAAAUAAAAAAUAAAAUAAUAGAAAAUGAUAUUGGUAUAAAUAAUAUAACAAUUUCUAGUAUAUUAAUAAAAUUAAUAUCAAACACUUUAAAAGAAUUUCCAAUUCUAAAUUCAAAAUUUAAUGCAAAAACAAAUAGUUAUGUAGUAUAUAAUAAUCAUAAUAUAUGUGUAGCUAUGGAUACACCUCAUGGUUUAUUAGUACCAAAUAUAAAAAAUGUAGAAAAAAAAAAUAUAAUAGAUAUACAAAAAGAUUUGUUAAAUUUACGUAAUAAAGCUAUGGAAAUGAAAUUAUCUAAAGAUGAAAUCGAAAAUGGAACAAUAACAAUAAGUAAUUAUGGAGCUAUUGGUGGAACAUUCGCUACUCCUAUUAUAUUUGAUAAUCAAGGUUGUAUAAUUGGUAUAUCAAAGAUUCAAAAUAUGAUUUCUUUAAAAAAUGGAAUUAAUAAAAUUAGCUCAUUGGAUGAUCUUGAGAUUGCCAAUAAUAUGAACUUGACAUAUGGAGCAGAUCAUAGAUAUAUAGAUGGUGCAACUUUAGCUCAAUUUUCAAAAAAACUAAAAAAUAUAAUUGAGAAUAUUGAUGCAAUUGACCCGUUUUCAAUUUAA
Molecule: messenger RNA, 1398 nt
Organism: Plasmodium yoelii
Lineage: Eukaryota; Apicomplexa; Aconoidasida; Haemosporida; Plasmodiidae
Exons: 1
Coding region: 1-1398 (465 amino acids)
Cellular component (GO): mitochondrion; cytoplasm
Molecular function (GO): lipoic acid binding; acetyltransferase activity
Source: RefSeq, a predicted model, not a curated record